AUGUCUUGGGAUGUCUUUACAAGGGAGCGUCGCUACGAUCCAUUUUUAACGUGCAUCAUUUUAACAAAUCCUUAAGAUGCUGCAAAUUAUUAUACACAGCGUUGUCAAUUCUUUUGAUUGAUUCAUUUUUAACAACAACCAUAAUAACAUCGUCUGAUCUUACUGAGAAACUGAAAGUAACAAUUUCCAAAAUACCAUCCGAUUAUGCUAAAGACUAUUUGAAAAAAGAAUGGUUCAGAAGUCUGUUGAAUGACAUAGACGUGGUAAAAUUGUCCAGUGCAUUUACUGCAUGGGUGGACGGUCAACAAAGUGUGUCAUUCAACUUUUGGUGCUUCGUGUUAUAUCAUUUAUUACAACCGUUGAUUACGUUAUACAUGUCGAUACGAACAUCCAAUUUCGACGCAAGAAAUGCAUCAUUGUCAAGAAUUGCACCGUUAUUCUUUUCCAACAAUCACCGAAAUUAUGCUCGUCUUUGUGCCCAACAUCUCAUGGAUUUACGUUCAAGUACAUCGUACCUAUUGCAACGAUUGUCUAAUGCAUUCGCUGUUAAUCGAACACAUAGACCAUUUUCAUGUAAGUGUCGACCAUGAGUUUUUCCCGGACAAUGGACGACUGACAGACGACUGUUAGUCGAUAUUUUACGGAUAUAGUACGGUUGGUCGAUAGAAAAUGAAUUCGUUGUUUUCCAUUCCAGAAGUGUGGACUUCCAUAAAAUAUCGACCAACAGUCGUCUGUCAGUUGUCUAUUGUCCGGGAAAAACUCAUGCCCAUAAGUGUCUGAUCUUCGCGACAGGAAUUGCAAUUCUUCGCUUUUGUUUUCAAGGUAUCGCACUAGAUCAAACCAUUGAGUGUACAAUCAAUAAAUUUGGAAAGGGGCAUGGUGGUAUCUCGGGGCGAUUCAACCCAGAUCUGAUAGACACGUGGAACAACUCAUUCGCCUUUCGUGCCUUACUAACAACAGCCACUCAUGAAAUUUGCCAGUUAGAAACAUCGCACAACAGCAUCGAUUCUCAUGCUGAAUGUACACCUCAAAGACAGGCGGCGGACGACGAAGAUUUGACAAUAAUUAUUUCAAAAUUGAAACAGGAGAAAUUAUUCGUAUCGGACAGUCUGAACUGUCGAAAAUUAUUAUCAGGCAAGAUUAUUCACAAUGAUAUUAUUAACAACAUUUGCUCAUCGUUUGAACAAGGUGUACAAGCCCUUACAGCUUACAUCGACGAGCGGCUAGUAAAUCAAACUGUAGCAAUUGAUAAACCACUGAAAGCAAUGUUCCGAUUAAAAUUGCGUGAUAUAGAUACGUAUGUACCGGGAGAUCUUAGUACUGUUAAAAAGCGGCGGACAACAACCAGUAACAGCAAGGAUCUGAAUAAAACAUUGAAAAAAGUUGAUGAAGACAUUCGUCGAAUGAUAAUCAUCGCCAAAGAUCGACAUUUACAUUUGCCUACGUUGUUUGCGCACGAAUUUACCGCAGCUCCAUUAUCGUUGUGUGAUAACCAGAACUUUGAACUAAUGAAUCAACAAAAGAAGUCCGCUGCUAUUGAAUAUCUGAAAGAACAAUUUCCGUCAUCAUUUUCUAUAUCGUGUCCAAUAACAACCUAUAAAUGUGCACUGGUAAUUGAUGGUGGUAGUUUACUGGAAAGUAAACCGACAUUACGCAAUUGCACCGUUCGUGAUUAUGCCGUACAAUUAUUGAAAACUAUUAUCAACCGCUAUUUUCAACAUUAUGAACGAAUUGAUAUUGUAUUUGACUCAAGUGAGAGCAAGAACGUGAAAGCAUACAUCAAGAGGCAUGGCAACGACAUCGAAGCAAAUAAUUAUGAUCUCCAGAUCGACGAUAGAUUAGAAACAUCAUACCACCAUUUCGUGCAUAACAAUCGUGCAAUCUUGGCUGAUCGUGUCCGUGAGUGUUGGUGUGAACCUGCGUUGGUAGAAUUGCUGCCAGAAAACAAAAUUCUGGUAGCGGCAGGACCAACCGAAACGGCAUUUAUCUUGAAGAAAAAUUCACAACCAGUUCGAGAUUAUUUAUUAGAAUCAAAUCAUAUCGAAGCCGAUACCCGAAUGCUGUUACACGCCAAAGUGCUAGCAAUUGAUGAAUAUAAAAAUGUAGUUAUACAAGCAAGUGAUACAGAUGUAGUUCUUUUAUCGAUUGGAUAUGGAUCUGUUACUGGUCUUGAAUCCUUAGUAGUCAAAUCGUUCAACACUACGACGAAAACAGACACGUAUAUUUAUUCAACUCGUAUUGCUAAAGAAUUAAAACAGAAAUUUAAUAUUAAUCCAUCCGUGUUGUUGUCCCUCCAUGCUUUAUCGGGCUGUGAUACAACAUCAUUCGUUAAGAACAUUACAAAAGUUAAAUUUUUUAGAACAUUUUUCACGAAUCAUCAUCGCUAUUCCGAUAUCAACAAUUUCAGUUCGUCACCGUUAGCAGCAACAGCGGCUGCAGAGCAAUUACUUAUCGCAUGUUAUUCUAAUGUUCAACAAUGUCAAAAUCGAGACAGUAACUAUACGACGCAGUUAUUACAUUCUGUCAACUUAAUCGACGAAGAAAGCGAAGAUGAUGAUUUCAAUAGCACACGGGAUGAUUAUGAUGCAUCUAUUCAAGUCGAAGAAGAAGAAGAAGCAUUUCUCGACAAUAUCCAAUGCGUUGAAGAUGAUGAAUCAGACUUCGAAAAGGACGAUAUUUAUGAACAAAUUUGCUUCGAUCGGGAACCAUUAAUAGAAUUGAAAACAAAUGAUUCGUGUCCAAAAAAGAACAGUUUUGUUGGACAGCAUUUGGAUCAUAGUUAUUGCAAGAGUAUCACCGAAGAUGAAGAUGAAGAGGAUUAUUGUAAACAAUCAAAAUAUAUGUCGGACAAUGUAAAUGGCGAGAGACAAAGACAAUUUAGUGUAGAUAAGUACUCGUCAAAAUCAAUACAUGCGUCGUUAACUAUGGUAAAACGUGCGCAUCCUGACCCUCAGGACUCAAUUUUUAAACUGCCUUUGACGCCAAUAGACAGUUCACAACUGACAACUUCAACUGUUACAUCAAAACCAUGUCCGAAACCAAGAAGAACAACAAGAAAAGCAGCUCCACCUGUUAAUGAUGAAAACGUACCGAUCAUCACGUCGACUCCGAAACGACGAACAGUGAGCACUCGCCAUCGAUGUUAUUCACAAUUCGAUCCACUUCAAGAUAUUGAUGAUUCAUUUUAG
This is a messenger RNA of Didymodactylos carnosus, 3188 nucleotides long. Lineage: Eukaryota; Metazoa; Rotifera; Eurotatoria; Philodinida; Philodinidae. The record is from the annotation of a GenBank genome assembly.